Molecule: messenger RNA, 2130 nt
Organism: Trypanosoma conorhini
Lineage: Eukaryota; Euglenozoa; Kinetoplastea; Trypanosomatida; Trypanosomatidae
Product: putative cullin-like protein
Exons: 1
Coding region: 1-2130 (709 amino acids)
Biological process (GO): protein ubiquitination; ubiquitin-dependent protein catabolic process
Cellular component (GO): cullin-RING ubiquitin ligase complex
Molecular function (GO): ubiquitin protein ligase binding
Source: RefSeq, a predicted model, not a curated record
AUGGCUGUAGCCUCGUUUCCACAAAAUACAGAUGUAAUUGUGGAUGAGCGAUGGAAAAUUGUCAGAGAUACAGUUGUUGCCAUUCUCAACAAGGCGAUGUCGCAAUAUUCCUUUCAGCAGGUGCAUCAUUCCGUAUUUCAAAUGUGCCAACAACAACGCAGCGGAGUACUCUUUGAUAACCUUGAGGCGAUACUUUCAUCUCAUGUAAAUGGCUUGUCUGACCGGCUGCUCAGAGUCGCAGAGGAGACAUUUUUGCAAAGCUUGAAAAAGGAAUGGGAUGAGUUUACUUUGGCAGUGAAUUAUAUUGGCAAGACCUUAUUAUAUCUCAACAACAAUUAUACGUGUCACGGGCAAACAAUUCCACAAAUGGGGGAACGCCUCUUUUGUGAUGUCGUGCUGCGAAAUGCUCAGCUGUCUGAAGCAUUUGUAAAGUGCGUUCGAGGCAGCCUGUCUGCUGAUGCAGAUGCCAAACGAGCUCUCAAGGCGUUGGGCUUGAAGAUUUCUCAAUUGUACAGAGAUGUCCUCUACGAACCCCAAGUAGAGAAGCCCCUCAUUGCUGUCUUGACGGAGCAAUACCGACAGGAAAUGCUAAUAAAACAAUGUGAGUUGGACAUCAACGGCUAUGUUGGGUGGGCGCUUCACGUCAUUGAGGACGUCGAAGCCAAGGUCUCGGCUAUACUUGGGGAAGACACUGGCCGGCGUGUUGAGACGAGCCUUGGAAUAUUGUUGAUCAAAGACAACAAAGAAAGACUUCUUUACAGCCAACCUGGAGGUGGUGCUGCGAUGGUGGAGGCAAUGAAUAUUCCAUGCGUGCAUCGCCUGGCGACGGCUCUCGCGAAGGUGGGCGAAUCAGAAAGUUAUCUGGAGAUGGUCGUGAGCGCCGCAAUAAAGAUGGGAACUGAGGCGUUAAAAGAUGUGAGUCAGGCCGACCCGGUAGUGGCCGUGGAAAAGCUUUUGGCGUUGAGGGACAGGCUAGAAAAUCUGGUCUUAAACUUGCCUGGUGUUUCCAAAGCCAGUCAAUCCCCGGUGCCUCGAGCGCUUGCGGGGAUCCUCAACGAAAACGCCUGGUUUGCGGAGAAGCUUGCUUACUACUGCGAUGCCAAGGUCAGGGCCAAGAUAAACGAGGCUGAACUGGAGCGCGUUGCUGCCGACGUCUUUGGUCUGUUUCGUCUUUUAAAGUCACGAGACGCGUUUGAGCACAACUUCAAACUACUGAUUGCCUCCAGGUUGAUCAAUUCCAAGCCUGAAGAUCCACUGACGCAGGAAAACUUUUUAAUUGACCGGCUCCGGGACGAGUCUGGCGACCCCAUUGUAAAUCACUUUGAUGUUAUGAUGAAAGAUGUGCGCAUGCGCGUCGGCCUCAACAAUGGGUUUCUUCGCCAGCUUGGCGCCAAGACGGAGCUGCCAUGCGAAUUCCACGCCACCGUCAUCACCACUGGCGUUUGGCCCGAUUACGCAGACCCGGGGAUCGAGCUUCCGGAGAGCAUGCAGCACUGCAUGCGGCUAUUCCGCUCCUACUACCUUCCACGUCAUAAUGGGAGGCGGCUUUCCUUUCACACCGCCCUAGGGACGGUGGUGUUUACGCUGAAUCACGGGAAGACGUAUGAGCUUGUGGCACCCACGUCCUUUGUGAAUACAAUUCUCUGCUUUCAAGACGGGGGUCCAGGCAGUGAGGGCUUGUCACUGCAGCAAAUAUCUAGUGAGGCGAAGUUGUCCGAGGGAAGCAUUUUACCUCAAUUGGAAUCUCUUUUGCAGUUGGGUUUGAUAACGGUGUCCCGCGUCAACGGCGUUUCGGCGUAUGCGUUUAAUCACGCUUUUAGUCAUCCCAAAAGUAAACUGCGUCUACGUGCGGCAGGUGGAAACAGGGCGACGGAGGACUGCCUGGAGCCACGAACCCCGCGUGACUCGGAGAACUCGCACGCGAUCAGUAUUCAGGCAGCGAUUGUGCAGAUAAUCAAGAGCAGGAAAACAAUGGAGCACCUCCAGUUGUGCGGGUGUGUGACGGAGGCGCUUCAAAAGGUCGGAUUCGCGCCGUCGAUGACUGAGAUUAAGCAGGGUUUGGAGACCCUCCUGAAGAAGGGACUGCUCUCACGCGGCAGGAGUCCGGGCGUCUACGUCUACGAGACCUAG